Molecule: messenger RNA, 733 nt
Organism: Prorocentrum cordatum
Lineage: Eukaryota; Dinophyceae; Prorocentrales; Prorocentraceae
Source: the annotation of a GenBank genome assembly
GAGAAAGUUCGUGCAGCGGGACGGCGGCGCCGCCGUGCGCCCGACGGCGGCGCAGAAGUUCGAGCGCCUCAAGGUCGUCAAGGAGGAGCAGCUCUUCCUGCCAGUGGUGAAGCGGCCUGCGCAGGCCAGUGGCGAAGCAGAUGGCGCAGGCGCGGCAGGCAGCGGCGCAGCAUGCGAAGCAGAUGCGAAGCAGAUGGCGAAGCAGAUGGCGCAGGUGAAGCAGAUGGCGGCGCAGGCGAAGCAGAUGGCGCAGGCGAAGCAGAUGGCGCAGGCGAAGCAGAUGGCGCAGGUGAAGCAGAUGGCGCAGGUGAAGCAGAUGGCCAAGGCGAAGCAGAUGGCGCAGGCGAAGCAGGCCCAGGCGAAGAUGGCGACAAUGAAACGGCCUGCUGCCUCGCCGCUGAAGCGGCCUGCAGCCGCGGUGCAGAGCGUGGCCGCGGAGGUCGAGGAGCUCGGCGAGGAGAACGGCGACGCCGAGGGGGACGAGGGCGGCGCGGAGGCGAUCGUCGACGAGGGCGGCGCGGAGGCGGUCGACGCUGAGGAGCCCGAGGACGGCGCGGAGGCGAUCGUCGAGGACGGCGCGGAGGCGAUCGCCGAGGACGGCGCGGAGAUGAUCGUCGACGCCGAGGAGCCCGAGGACGGCGCGGAGGCGAUCGUCGCCGUCGACGGCGCGGAGGCGAUCGACGCCAAGCCCGAGGACGGCGUGGGGGCGGUCGACGGCGCGGAGGCCAUCGAC